GGAAAACAAUAGGAGGAACAACAGGUUGCGGAUGUUUGAAUUCGGACAAUCUGGAAGAAAAGUCACGAGAGAAUCCGAAGGAGAGCAUAUGAAAGGUGCCAAAACCACCUGAUGCAGCCUAAUCUGGUCACCUGGGACUGGGACUGAACACACACACACACAGACACACACACACAGACACACAUACACACACAUGGACGUACAGACACCCAACAUGGCGUCAGACCCGCCCAUACGGACAAAGCAGCAGGAGCUGCAAAGGACAGCAAAUCAGGUCACGGAUGAGUCCCUGGAGAGCACAAGGCGGAUGAUGCAGCUGGUUGAGGAGAGUAAAGAUGCUGGGAUCAGAGCUGUGGUUAUGCUGGAUGAACAAGGAGAGCAGCUGGAGCGUAUUGAGGAAGGCAUGGACUCCAUCAACAGGGACAUGAGAGAGGCUGAGAAGAAUCUGACAGACAUGGCCCAGUGCUGUGGUCUGUGUAUCUGGCCAAUCAGGAAGCUGAAGGCCUUUGAGGAGAGCGGGGCGUACAAGGCAGUCUGGGGCGGAGGAUCCGGUCAGGACGGCGUUGUGUCCAAUCAGCCGCCGUCGUCUCGAGUCCUCGAUGAGAGGGAGCAAAUGAUCAUGAGCGGAGGACACAUACGGAGGGUGACUAAUGAUGCCCGGGAGGAUGAGAUGGAGGAGAACCUGGCUCAUGUCGGCAGCAUCAUCGGGAAUCUGAAGAGCAUGGCCCUGGACAUGGGCAACGAGAUCGACACGCAGAACGUCCAGAUCGAACGCAUCCAGGGAAAGGCCAUUCUCAACGUGUCCCGCAUCGACGCCGCCAACCAGAAAGCCAACAACCUCAUCAAACGAUAGAGGGCGCGCUAUUUUAUUUCACUCUUUUUCUACCAAUUCACCCGACUUGAAAUUAGCUUCCUUCUCUGCAUGCUUUGCCAAAGCGUUGCUGCCAUCAUGCUCUACUCUAGGUGUUUUUUUUUGUUUUCUUUCGUCUCGUGUGACGUUAUUGCUGUGGUAUUCCUA
Messenger RNA from Cyclopterus lumpus (lumpfish), 1018 nucleotides. Its product is annotated as SNARE_SNAP25N and SNARE_SNAP23C domain-containing protein. NCBI's taxonomy places the organism in Eukaryota, Metazoa, Chordata, Actinopteri, Perciformes, Cyclopteridae. The transcript is spliced from 8 exons. The record is from RefSeq and is a predicted model, not a curated record. Gene Ontology annotation, cellular component: SNARE complex; plasma membrane. Gene Ontology annotation, biological process: synaptic vesicle priming; synaptic vesicle fusion to presynaptic active zone membrane; exocytosis. Bases 194 to 853 code for a protein of 219 amino acids. Gene Ontology annotation, molecular function: voltage-gated potassium channel activity; syntaxin-1 binding; SNAP receptor activity.